AUGAGCCUGGGAGUCACGCAACCUUGGAGGGCCUGGUCGCAACGCUCACGGAUUCCCCGGUUCUACUGGUCCUCCUCGACUGCGAUUGUCCCAUUUUCCGGAUACCAGAGAGCCUUCUUCCACGCCGGCCGCUCGAACCUUGCCAAAACCACCCCGAAGCCAGCAAACAAUGCACGCCCGAGUGCUCAUGCCUCCGCCAAGGCCGCCGCCACUAAGAAUGCACAGAACUUGGUGAGCCGGUUGGAGAUUCUGCCAUAUCAACCUCACGGGGCGAUUCCCGUUACUGUCGACUAUCUAGGCACCAACCCAAGCUGGGGAUCUCGACAGAAACAAGCCUCGAAGCACCGCGCCGCUCUCAAAGCAGCACAACAUAUCGACGAGCGUCACAAGCGGGUAUCAGACUGGCGUCUCAUUCUCGAGACUCUGUUGAAGCAGACUCCUAUUCUUGAUCACGACAUUCUUGUGGUCAAGGUACGACUUCCAGAUGACGGCUUCAAGCGCUUGGAAGACGACUUUCAUGACAACUUUUGGGAUAUUUGUUCGCGAACAGGAUGUCGGAUGAGGUUAUACACUACGACAAAUAGGAAACGAACGGGGCCGGUACCAUCCGUGUGGGAGAGUGGGCUAAAAGGGUUGGAAUGGAGUGCUACACAGGAAAAGUUUAUCCUGAUCUUUGGUGGGCUUGAUAACGUCACAGCGGCCUAUAACGGGGUUGUUCGCGCAGUGAAGGGUGGCAUUCUCGUUGGAACUCGAACCGAGGAUAAUUGGGAAGACCUGCUGCAGCUUUCACCGAAGACGGUGGAGGAGUUGUCUUUGCGAAUCGCGGGCCCCAAAGCCAAAGAUUCGAAGCAGAGAAAAGACAGCACAACGGAGAUGCAGUUCAGGAAGCCCGUCUCGCGUCCCCGUGAACUAGCGAGGUUUCAUGAAAUUCACCCAGAGCCAUAUCGCCUCGCGGUUAGGGCAGAUCAGAUUCCACCCUUGGAACCUGGCGAGAUUUGGACCAAGGCUUCUUUCCUGCGUUACGUUCGCCGACUCGUGGGUGGCCAACUGACGCCUGGUGAGCACCGCUUCUUAUACGGGAAUGAGGGUGAUGAACAGGCCACACAUGUGGAUGUCGUUGUCCGCCAGCUGCAGCGCGCUUUUUAUGAUGAGGAGUGCGUUGAUGCAGUUUCGCUUCCCGCCCUCAAAGACGCUCUUCGAUAUCUCGCCCAAUCACCUCAUGGAUCCCGCUUCACCCAUGUGCCAGGCGGGCUGGUACGCCGCGUGAAGUCUUUAGGUCUUAAACUCGAUGCCGAUGUUUUCAACUGGGUUGCCCAAUUCGCAGUCAAGUCCAAGCACCUCCGAGCCUUCCAGCGGACGCUCGGUGCGAUGGUUCGAGAAGGGCAUGCGCCAAACUUCAAAACUUGGUUUCUUUUCUUGCGAAUAAUCAAGGCUGAAGACGUUAGGCGCUACAUUCUGCGGGCGAUGAACACGAAGGGUUAUCUUACGGACCCAGAAUGCAUGCGCCGGAUAUACGCAGAGAUGGCUGGCCUCGACCUGCACCGGGCUCUUGAACUGAAGCAAGAUUUUCAGUCUUUUCUUCAGAGCCAGCGCGAGCUUUAUGGUCCCGAUUGGCGCCUGACGGUCUGGAUCGGGAAUAUCUUGAUUCACAAAUACGGCACCUCAGGGCAGCUCAACAGCCUCUUCCAGGUUCUUGAGGCUAUGAUUGCUGCUGGAGAAAGGCCGGAUAUAAUUACGUUGAAUACAAUACUCUCCCAUUGCCGGGACCAGCGGAAACUCGGCUUGGCGAUGUCAACCUUGGAAUUCUUUUCCAAGCACAGCCUAGCACAGCCAGACGAGAUCACAUACCGACUGCUCUUCUCGAUGGCCUGGACAUCUAGGCGCCUCCACCUGACUACCUACAUAUUCCGUCAUGCCGUCCUCGCCGGGUUUGACUCACAUCUGAUGAGAUCCCGCGUCGCGACGCUCCUGAAGGCGACCUCGCCUGAUUUCACAGAGUACCUGGGAUUCUCUACUUUGCCUGAAAAGUGGGUACAGGCAGGUCGUUUCGUUCGAAGCAAACGACAUUUGGCCAAGAUUUUAGUUCUGGAAAAGUCGUUGAUCAAGAGGGGAGUUUCCAGAGUGGAACGGUGGAAGCAGUGGCUGAACAAAGAGACGGCAAAGGUCUGCCUGUCAAAGCCCGACAUCUACAAACGGCUGUUGCUAUCUGACUUUCGCCGUCAUGAUUAUUGGAAACAUCGGGCAUCAGCGGCACCCACCAACGAUAUCCGCUCUUUCUGGGACUGGUCAAAAACGGCACAUCUCUCUCUCAGGCCGAGAUUUUCACUUUGUGAGAUGAUCAAGCGGGCUACAGCCAAGGAUGAGGCCCUGCUCAAGGCGGCGCGGAAAAAUAGGUGGUUUGUUUUUGAGGCGAGUGAGCUGCUGGCCGUGCGCCGGGGGAAAAAGCCUGGGGUUCCAGGUCGCGGUGCAAUUCACGUGCAGAAAGAUGAGCCUAAGAUCCAGCAACCGAAACCGCUGGCGGCACGGGGGGAAAGGGAGAGACGGAGGAAGGAGCUGCGGUCAGGGCAAUCCAAAGAGAUACACCCGGGAGGAACGUGA
This is a messenger RNA of Podospora anserina S mat+, 2598 nucleotides long. RefSeq lists its product as uncharacterized. Lineage: Eukaryota; Fungi; Ascomycota; Sordariomycetes; Sordariales; Podosporaceae. The record is from RefSeq and is a predicted model, not a curated record. The coding region runs from base 1 to 2598 and encodes 865 amino acids. The transcript has a single exon. Gene Ontology annotation, molecular function: protein binding.